Molecule: messenger RNA, 3914 nt
Organism: Haliotis rufescens (red abalone)
Lineage: Eukaryota; Metazoa; Mollusca; Gastropoda; Lepetellida; Haliotidae
Product: tenascin-like
Exons: 6
Coding region: 2-598 (198 amino acids)
Molecular function (GO): protein binding
Source: RefSeq, a predicted model, not a curated record
GAUGUAUGCAUGUUUAAACAAACCAUCUAGCUGCUACUGUCCAAAAGCCCUGAACGUGUGUUACAAACGAGUGUACAAACUGUACAUCAGCAACUGCUGGCUGAUGGUGGCCAAGGAGGAUCUUGAGUCAGCUCACGUUAAGCUGGAGGUGGACGUAGUCAACAGGGCGGGGCUGAAGACAUCCAUCCCCAGAGUGCACGUGGUGAAGGACCUUAUGGUUAUUAAUGGGACAUCAGCAUAUUUUGGACCAGUGAACGUGAAUGUUGAAAAGUUGACUGACACGACGGCCAAUGUGUCGUGGACACACGCCCCCAGCUGCCAUGACCGCACAUUUAUAUCGGUCACAUAUCAGCUCGAUUCAGGCAAGCCAGAGACGAUCAAACUGUACAAAGACGCUACAUUCCAACUCCUCAAGGGCCUUGAACCUGGCAAAAAGUACAAGGUCAUGGUCACAGCAGACUAUGGGGACAUCAAGAGUAAACCUAGAAAUGCCUCUUUUACAAUGGCUUUUUCAGGGGACACCUCAGGUUUAGGUGCUGGAGACAUAGCGGGUAUGGUUGUAGGUAGGUGUAAUGUUUUUCAUUCAUUAGAAGUCUAAGUCCCUAGGAAUAUCGAAUAUCAGUUCAUCCGUUUUGUCGAUAUUAAUAUUGUGACGAGUAGAAUUAUGCCAGGACUAUAAAGUAAAAAAAAGAAGUCUAAAUGAUAUGUCGAGUCAAAAGAUUUCGAGUUUACGAGGUUAACCUGCAUCCUGUUAGUUGUUUUAAGAAAUUACAUUUAGUACUAACUACUAAAUGACUUUAUCGCGCGUAUCAAAACCAUUGGCUAAUUACGUCCGUAACACAAUCACCCCUCGUAACUCAAUCACCCCCGGUCACCACUCUGCACCGUGCCAGGGGAAUAUUCCCGCGCGAGCAUCAUCCCGCCUUUUGUUAGUCCAUCAUUCGCGGACAUUCCUUCUUCAAGUACACACGCGUUCACUGUAUCUAAUCGCUUUCGCUUUGUACGUUUCCUUUGUACCCAGUCGCGACCGUUUUGCCGAUUACGCUUUGAAUACCAUCUAUUCAAACACUCGCCAAAUCGCAUUUACACAAUCGCGACCGUUUCGUCGAUUACGCUUUGAAUACCACCUAUUUCAGCACUCGCCGUAUCGCAUUUAUUCCGUUCUACUCCCGAACUUCAUCCUCGGGACAUUUUUACACUUGUGGAGUACCAACUAACCACCUCGACCUUUCGUGAUGCCUCCCAAGAGAAGAGCAGCCGUCAACCACAAGCUUGUGAGGGGAGCCAAGCAGGCCAGGACAACCAGAAGACAAACCUCGGGAGUACACAUUAUGCAGGAGGCAACAGCUGAUGGUGAGUCUUCCAAUUACGGAAAUAUCCAAGGUGGCAACAGAAUUAACGUGCAAUCGGCGCAGCUUGUAAAUGCCGCGCAGGCUGCCAACUCGGCUACCCAGGUAAACGAGCAACUGGAAAAAAUACUCCAGUUGCUGGAACAUUCAGCGCCCAGCCCGGUUAGCGCAAACCAACAGGUAAGGCUUGGUUUUAGUUCUCACGCCAUUUCGCCCAACAUAGGGAGAAUCCCCGAUGCGCACAACGAGGCCGACGGUGACGCGGCUUGGCCAGCCAAUCAGAACGCAGGAUACGGGGAUUCCCUAUCCUUCCGUGCGGAUGGAAUAGACGCGCACGUCAAACAACAGGUGAGGGAAAAAUUCUGGCGUGGCGAGUUUGUCGACCUCGGCACAAUCCUACCAAACACCUAGGGAAGUCACAAGGACGGUACGAUUACCAUGGCGUACGACUCCUCAGUAGGCACUCCGAGGUCCGCACAACCCAGGGGUUGCUGUCCUACAUGGAAACCAUAAGAACGGCGGCUCUUCGAUUCGGGUGGGAAGCCUGGUCAAUCUACGACCAACAAUUCCGACACAGAAUGUCAAGGGACCCCUCACGACGCUGGGACAACAUUGACGGGGAGUUGUGGCUGAAGUACAUGGUCACACAGCCGGUACGACAACCAGAAUCAGGCGGACGGGGCGCAAUGACACGCGUACAGGGGGACAUCGCUAGUCAGGUAUGCUGGGAUUUCAAUAAACUUGGUUGUAGCAGGGUCAACUGCAAGUACACUCACAAAUGCGGUAAGUGUGGCAAACAUUCCCACAGCUCUAGGACCUGCUUUCGAUGGGAAUGGGGUCCAACCGACCCCAUACAAGCCCAAUCAGCCUUUCCCUAACAGAAAACCAGCCGUCAAGGCAGGUAAUUUCAAUGGCCCCUUCCCCCGUGGAUCUCAAUGAAAUAGCACCCUGGUUACGCCAAUAUGCUAGGGUCAAUUACAGAGAUGCAAAUUAUUUAUGGGUAGGUUUUAGCUUUGGCUUUAAGCUCGAGUUCCAGGGCAGCUGCAUGGGUCGCCUGGCACGAAACUUGCGAUCAGCCACGCACCAAGACACGGCAUGCUACGUGAAACAAAAACUACAAAAGGAAGUCGACCUUGGCGGGAUGGUGGGCCCCUUCAAGGACACCCCCCUGGACAACCUCCAAGUAUCCCCAAUAGGCCUGGUGCCCAAGAAGCAGCCAGGCUAUGGUCAGCAUCUGGGUAAGCAUGCGGAGGAAUUCCGUCUAAUUCACCAUCUAUCCUAUCCCAGGGGUAAAUCUAUAAAUGACUUCAUAGACACAGAGGCCUGCUCCGUUGUGUAUGCCAGAUUUGAUGAAGCUACGCAUAUGGUUCAACAACUGGGAAAGGAAGCACUACUAGCAAAAUUCGACAUUCAGUCGGCCUUUAGAAUUAUACCAGUCCACCCAUCCGAUUUCGAGCUACUAGGCAUCAGAUUCGAAGGUGAGUUCUAUUUCGAUAAAUGCUUACCAUUUGGCUGCUCCAUAUCUUGCGUCAUAUUUGAAACGUUUAGUACCUUCUUGCAAUGGUGCAUGCAAUUACAUCUUCCAACGUGUCAGAUCAUGCAUUACCUGGAUGACUUCCUAACUGGGGGCACAGCAGGCACCAGCUACUGCUCAGACAACCUCAACGGAUGCGUGAAUACACUGGAACAGCUUGGGGUCCCUAUUGGGCACGACAAGACGGUGGGCCCCACGACCAAACUGACAUUCUUAGGGCUGGAAAUCGACACCAAUGCAAUGCAGAUCAGAAUCCCAGAGUCGAAGAUCAAGGAGGCGACAAGGGAAAUCCAAGACAUCCUGUCAACAGGUAACAUCAAGGUCACAAAAAGGGCCCUUCAGUCCCUCAUAGGCAAGCUUAACUUUAUGUGCAGGGCUAUACCAAUGGCAAGGGCAUUCAGCCGAAGGCUAAUCGAUCUGCUUAGCAAAGGUAAGCAACCAUUUCACCAUUAGGAUUACCAGCUGGGUCAAGGAAGACCUACAAAUGUGGUUAACAUUUCUUACGAGUUAUAACGGCAUUUCAGUGUUUCAGGACCAACUAUGGGUAGACAGCGAUUUCCUCCAGCUGUUUUCAGACGCAGCGGGUGGUGCCAGCUUUGGGGCCUACAUGCAGGGCAAAUGGUUUAACGGCGCAUGGCCAACCCAGUGGGUGACGGAUGGAACUACAUGGGACUUGACGCUCCUGGAGCUGUUCCCCAUCACACUGGCAAUCCAACUUUGGGGCAAGCAACUCGCAAACAAAAAGGUCCUCUUUUACUGCGACAACCAAGCCGUCUUAGCAAUAAUCAACAAACAGUCGACCAAGGCCCCCAGAGUGAUGAGCCUACUCCGUCGCCUAAUCCUGCAGUGCCUCCGAUAUAAUAUUAUGUUUAAGGCAAAGUAUGUAUGUUCCACUGCUAACACUAUUGCCGAUGCUCUCUCGAGGUUUCAGCUCAAAUGCUUCCGAGAGGGAGCACCAGCCGCGGACCAUAACCCCACACCUAUCCUGUGCAACAUAUGGCGGAUCUGAGGCAGGAAGCCGGCAGACUCCU